AUGGCCCUGAAAUGGAACCCUUCCCAAACCAACUUUCUGCCUUCCAUAUACUUUUGGGCGGACUGGCUCGAAGCUUUCUUUUCCUUAGCCCGAAGCUCAUUAUUUCAGAUCCUCUGCUGCAUAACUGGUCUGUUUGGUGUCUGCCAAAAACGGGUCUUCCUUCUGAUCGCUCUUACCAUUUCCACUGUGAUUUCGAUAUGCCAGAACGUCCUUAUAUUUUUGUGGUAUAUCGGAGUAUUCGGUGAUAUAUCCAGACCGGUGUUAUCAGCUGGAUUACCGUAUUCCUAUUCUUUCUUUUUGAAACACACUCCAUCUUGUGGAGCGCGGUUCGACCUGCAGAGAUCGAAAUGGGUACAGUUGCCAUGUAUUGUACCCUAUAAUCAAAUCGAAGCCGGUCAAGCUCUCUUGCAUAUAAUUCUUGCCGGUAUCACGCUAAUUCUCAGUAUUGUGGUUGUAUUGGAAAGAAAACGUGAUAAAGAUCGAUUAAAACCUCCUCAAUCUGUCCAAUACGCACAGAUUAAGCGGAAUCAACUGCCGCCUCCAUUGACGAUUAGUGAACUCGGGAGCGGCUACGUGAACUCGUCCAGCGACGACAUGACGGCGACAACGGUAACUCUACCUGAGCAACGGGUCGUUCCUCCAUUUUCCUACGAGCGACAUAAUCGUAACAAGCGGGCCAGAAUACGACCAAACUCAAUGGUGUGCAUUGCAUUGUUAAGAAUUUUUCAGUUCCGUUUAUAA
Haemonchus placei is the source of this 741-nucleotide messenger RNA. The record is from the annotation of a GenBank genome assembly. NCBI's taxonomy places the organism in Eukaryota, Metazoa, Nematoda, Chromadorea, Rhabditida, Trichostrongylidae.